Messenger RNA from Numida meleagris (helmeted guineafowl), 1325 nucleotides. RefSeq names its product methyltransferase like 17 (gene METTL17). Gene Ontology annotation, molecular function: structural constituent of ribosome; methyltransferase activity. The transcript is spliced from 14 exons. Lineage: Eukaryota; Metazoa; Chordata; Aves; Galliformes; Numididae. Bases 79 to 1323 code for a protein of 414 amino acids. Gene Ontology annotation, cellular component: mitochondrial small ribosomal subunit. The record is from RefSeq and is a predicted model, not a curated record. Gene Ontology annotation, biological process: translation.
AAGCCCGCCCAUCACGCGCCGGCUCCUCCCAUUGGCUGAGGCUCCAGGCCCUCCUUUUCCGGCGGACCUGCGGCAAAGAUGGCGGCGCCCAUGUGGACCAGGCGGCUGCUGCGGCCCGCUUUGGGCGCGCGGGGAGAGUCGAGACGCAAGCACGCGGGUGCUGUGCACCCCGGGGUCCUGCAGCUGCCCCCGGCCCUGGCUCGAGCAGCACAGAGCCUUCUGCAGGAGGAAGGCUGGAGCCGGGAGCAGGCGGAGGCGCUGGGAACGCGGCUAUGGGGGCACCGCCCCCCCGAGCUUUGGGGUGCGGAGAAGACGCAGCAGAACCCAGAACCCCAAGUGAGGUACACGGCGGAGCUGGCACGCGCAUACCUGGCGGUGCGGUUGGAGCGGGACCACGCGGCCGUGGGGCGCGCGCUGCAUGAGAUCCGGCUCCGUGCCCCAGCUUUCACCCCACACACGCUGCUGGACUUCGGCUCUGGGCUGGGCACCGCGUGCUGGGCGGCCCACGAGCUGUGGGGCCGCAGCCUGCGUCAGUUCCUCUGCGUGGGGACGGCCACGGCCAUGCGGGAGCUGGGAGAGCGCCUGCGGCACGGAGGAGCUGCCACAGGCCCCGCCCACUUCGGCCCGGUCUUAGCCCGCCCCUCCCUGCCAGCAGAGCACAAGGUGCAGUGGGACCUGGUGGUCGGCUGCUACGCCCUGGGGGGGCUGCGAGGCCGCGAGGCGCGGGCAGGGAUCGUGCGGGGGCUGUGGAGGAGGAGCGCGACCUUCCUGGUGCUGGUGGAGCACGGGACGCGCGCCGGGCACCGGCUGCUGAUGGAGGCGCGGGACGUGCUGCUGCAGGACCCUGACGGUGACAGCGUGGAGAUCUUCGCUCCCUGUCCCCACCGCCAGCCGUGUCCCCGCCUGCGCCAGGACCGCGCCUGCGCCUUCGCCCAGCGGUACCAACCGCUGCCGCUGCACGGACACCCCCCAGACCCUGCACGCGAGCUGGUUUCCUUCCUGAUCACCCGGCGGGUGGGCAGCCCUGCGUCUGUGACGCCACCGGAAGAGAGCGUGAUGACGUCACCGGAGGACCUGAUGACAUCACCACCAGGGGGAUGGGCGCGAGUGACAGCUCCCGUGCAUCCGCGCCCUCGCCACGUGCCGCUGUCGCUGUGCUGUCCCGACGGGGCCCUGCGGCGGAUGACGGUGACAGCAGCGCGACACGGGCGGCUGCUGUACCGUCAGGCACGUGCCAGCCGCUGGGGGGACCUCCUGCCACUGCCCGGUGACGUGGAGAGUGACGUCACGCCCACUAAGGCAAUAAAAUCCAGUGAAAAGUGACA